CUCACGCUACUCAUGGCAGCGACCGUACUGCAGCAUGUGAUGUGCUACUGCAGAGGAUCCUAACCCCUGCAUACGGGCAGGUUGCGUGCGUGGAGCCAGCAGCCACCGGCCGCAUACCUUCCCCCAAUAAAUCCGCCACGACGGCACGCAGGCGAAAAAUCUGGAGUUUUGCUUCUCCUAGUCGUCGCCUCGUCGGAGCCCAGCAAGACUGCUGGAGUAGUGGCUAGCGGCCGGCGCGCAGAGAGAGCGAGAGAGAGACAGAGGAGAGAGAGAGGGGAUGGGGACGGAGCCGACGAUGCUGCAGCGGUGGUCGUCGUCGAUGUGGGGGAUGAGCGGCGGCGACCGGCUGCGGCUGUGGGAGGACAAGGCGUGGCGGGCGCACGCGGCCAUGGCCUUCACGCAGCUCGCCUACGGCGGCUACCACGUCCUCACCAAGUCCGUCCUCAACGUCGGCAUGAACCAGAUCGUCUUCUGCGUCUACCGCGACCUCGUCGCGCUCGCCCUCCUCGCCCCCGCCGCCUACUUCCGAGAGAGGAGGGUGCGGCGCCCCGUCACCCCGCAGCUGCUCGGCUCCUUCGCGCUCCUUGGAUUCACCGGGAUCUUCGGGAACCAGCUCCUCUUCCUGCUCGGCCUCGGCUUCACCAACGCCUCCUACGCCGCCGCGUUCCAGCCCGCCAUACCCGUCUUCACCUUCCUCCUCGCCGCAAUCGUCGGUGUCGAAGUCAUCCACGUCUUCACCAGAGACGGCGUCUUCAAGGUCGUCGGCACGGCCGUGUGCGUCUUCGGCGCCCUCCUCAUGGUCUUCUACCGAGGCCCCUCCCUGAUCGGCCUCGGAGGCGCCAAUGCGCUGGCCGGCGCCGACGCGUCAUGGAGCGGCAGUUCCUAUCCUGCUCAGUGGCUGACGCCAGCCGUGCUCCAGUUCAGUUUUGGAACCUGGAACCUUGGUGUCCUGUGCCUCUUAGGCAACUGCUUCCUCAUGGGGGCUUAUCUUGUCAUACAGGCCCCGGUGUUAGUAAAAUAUCCUGCGAGCUUAUCCUUGACAGCCUACUCUUACUCAUUUGCCACCAUCUUCAUGGUGUUGACUGGGGUUUUUGCAACCAACGGGCUCCAUGAGUGGGCGCUGACAGGGACAGAAAUCAUAGCCGUUCUAUAUGCUGGAGUUGUUGCGUCUUGUCUCAACUACGCAAUCAUGACUUGGGCGAACAAAAUUCUUGGACCAUCUCUGGUCGCCCUCUACAAUCCGCUCCAACCAGCAUGCUCUACCAUCCUCUCAACUAUUUUUCUUGGUACCCCAAUCUAUCUAGGAAGCCUCAUUGGAGGAGUCUUCAUCAUUGCUGGUCUAUACCUGGUUACUUGGGCCCGUUACAAUGAGGCGCAGAGAAUACUGAUGUCUGGUUAUCUGAAUCCUCUUCUUGUGGAGGUGGAGGAUGCGCCAGCUCCCAAGAGACAGGAAAAUUCCAGCUCAAUUGAUCCCUGAUACUCAGACGAAGACUCCACUGUGUUUUUUUUCCAGAACAGCAGCAGCAGAAUUACGUUGUAUAUUAGUAUCAGAAAGCUUGUAGUUACCUUCUCUACCAUUGGAUUAAGUUGCAUCAUUAAGGCUCAUACCCAAAUACCCUCGACAUAAGCUGGAAUGGAAAUGUGUCGCAAUUAUCGUUCUCCUAGCAGCCGCGGAAGAUGCUACUGGCACUGGCUAACAAUGUGCAAUGAUAGUUCAGUUUCAGCAGUUGUCUUCACGGGUCAAGGAACAGCUUCAGUGAUCAAAGCAGCCUCUAUUACUGCCUGGGAACCGACGCUGCAAUACAGUAUAAGCCAAACUGUUCUUCUGUUAUGAUUUCCAAUUUCCGUCAUGCCAUACUUGCGAAGCAAUUAUGUCUGGAGCUCAGUGCAUAAGUUGGAAAAAUCAAAGUAGGAGCUCCAAAUUCUUUGGCACAUCAGGCCGCUUGAGUGUUCUUACUUUGCUUCUGUUGUAUGUGCCUCCCUCUUAUGUAAAUUGUUGGCACGGUUACAAAACCAUCUUGUGUCGCCCAACUUAUGUUUUAGGGUAUGUUUAGUUUGUGCCCAAGGUUGCCCCACCAAAGCAUUGGCUGGUUGAGGUUUUGGUUGCCCAUGAUUUGGCAACAUUGGUAAGAAAAAUGAACUAGAGUUGGCUAGAGUUCAUUUGGCAUGCCAAAAAUUUGGCAACCAUCCAAACAAAGACCAAUCUUUGGGUCCAAAAUUUUGAUAAGGUGCACUUUGGCCACAAUCCAAACACACCCUUACUCCCUUCGUCACUAUUAUGAGAUGUUCCAACUUUUUUCUGAUUCA
This is a messenger RNA of Triticum aestivum (bread wheat), 2307 nucleotides long. Its product is annotated as WAT1-related protein At3g45870. NCBI's taxonomy places the organism in Eukaryota, Viridiplantae, Streptophyta, Magnoliopsida, Poales, Poaceae. Gene Ontology annotation, cellular component: membrane. The transcript is spliced from 8 exons. The coding region runs from base 278 to 1477 and encodes 399 amino acids. Gene Ontology annotation, molecular function: transmembrane transporter activity. The record is from RefSeq and is a predicted model, not a curated record.